AUGGGUGGAAGAAAUCAAACUCGAUCAAGAAGAUCAAAAAAGCCUUUCAUUCGGCAAGUUUGGGCUUCCAACUUCAAUUCAGAAAUAACAAAAUUUGAUGAAUGUCUUCGAUUUCACACAAUUCUUACCAUCGAUACUGAAUUCCCUGGCUUUAUCAUACAAUCUCCACGGGAUUCCAUUGAUGAAGAGAUUUACAAAAAUUUUCGUUUCAACGUAAACCAAAUGAAACUCAUUCAACUUGGUAUCACUGCUUCAAAUGAUUUUGGUCAAAUUGGCGGUUCAUGGGAGUUUAAUUUUUCUGAUUUCGACUUCCAAGUUGAUGCUCAUUCUCCUUCUGCCAUUCCAUUUUUAGAAAAGAAUGGUUUGGAUUUUAAAAAACUGAAGAAAUAUGGAAUACCCAUUGCUUCAUUCACUAAAAAAUUCUUACCUAUCAUUCAAAAACGUGACAUCUUUCGAUGGGUCACUUUCCAUGGCUUGUAUGACAUAGGGUAUCUCAUCAAAGCAAUGGGGUUAAUCACAGUGUUGCCAAAAUCAAUGGAAGAAUUUGCAACGUUGGUUGUUAACGAAGUUGGAAUUGUAAGAGAUUUGAAGCAUAUGGCUAGAUUCUGUGAAGGACUAGAAGAUGGAAGACUUGGACUUGAAAGAUUAGGAAAAAUAUUGAAUAAAAAACGAUUCGGAAUGAAACAUAACGCUGGAUCAGAUAGCUUGCUUACAGCAUCUGCACAUUUUGAGAUGGUGAAAAGAUUCAGAAUGACUUAUGAAGUUUGUAAUGGAUUUUUGUAUGGUUUUUCAGAAUCGCUUGAAUCCAUGAAGAUGAAGAUGAAGAUUUAUCAUCACAACAUUCUUAGGUUAGGUCAAAUUCCACAUUUUCCUUAUACACCUUCUUGUAUUAUUUCCCAUUAA
Molecule: messenger RNA, 903 nt
Organism: Cucumis melo (muskmelon)
Lineage: Eukaryota; Viridiplantae; Streptophyta; Magnoliopsida; Cucurbitales; Cucurbitaceae
Product: putative CCR4-associated factor 1 homolog 8
Exons: 1
Coding region: 1-903 (300 amino acids)
Cellular component (GO): CCR4-NOT core complex; P-body; CCR4-NOT complex
Molecular function (GO): poly(A)-specific ribonuclease activity; nucleic acid binding
Source: RefSeq, a predicted model, not a curated record